Messenger RNA from Didymodactylos carnosus, 1236 nucleotides. Lineage: Eukaryota; Metazoa; Rotifera; Eurotatoria; Philodinida; Philodinidae. The record is from the annotation of a GenBank genome assembly.
AUGGCUUUAACUUGCUUUCAUACAUGUGACUAUUCAACAGCCUUAGAUUUUUAUCAUUUAUCACUUAAUAUGAAACGAACAAUUCACGAUUUAGAUCCGUUAGACUUAGCUGCAUCAUACAGUGGUAUCUCAUCCGUUCUUGAAACAUUCGGACGAUAUGAUGAAGCACUGGCAAACACUGAACAAUCAUUCCAAAUUCGUUCUGCUAUUUUACCGAAACUACAUCCAGAUCUUAUCAUCAAUCAUAAUCAAUUCGGAUUAAUUUAUAUGGGUCUUGGAAAUCUAAAUAAAGCCUUGAAACAUUAUGAGAAAGCUCUUGAAAUUCAACAAUUAACGUUGCCCGAAAAUCAUAAAACACUAGUUACUCUUAAUAGCAAUUUGAGUUCACUCUGUGGGGAUCUAGGAAACUAUGAUAUGGCUUUAGAAAAAAUGGAAAGAGCAAUAGACAUUCAACUGCAGUUAGGUUUAGAAGCACGUGAAGUAGAUACAAUCACAAUGUAUAGUAAUUAUGGACUGAUCUGGGCUGAGAAAUUACAGUAUGAUAAAGCACUGGAACAAUAUCAAUUAGCGCUUGAUCUAGUAAAUCAAAAUCAACCACUAAUAAAUCAUUCAGCUCAUGCGGAACUCCGUUUGAAAAUUGGUCAAAUACAUGCUCAAAAGACAAAUUAUGAUGAAGCUUUAAAUUGUUUUAAUCAAGCAAUUGAUAUUUAUAACAAAAUUUUAUCAUCGAGAAAUCAUCAAGAUUUUGUUCACUGUUAUGUACCGAUUGCCGAUGUUUAUCAAGAUAAAAACGAUUAUGAAAAAUCACUAGAAUAUUAUAAAUUAACCCUGGAUUGUUUUCGAAAUUCAUCAUCGGCAGAAGAUACAGUUCUUGCAACAAUUUAUGCGAAUAUUGGAGUAUUAUAUGAAAAUAUGCGGAAUACACCAGCUGCACUCUAUUAUAAUGAAAAAGCACUUGAAAUACUUUUAAAAUUAUCAACAGAUGAUGCUGUUCGUCCGGAUCUCGUUCCUAUUUAUGUGAAUUUGGCUGGCGUUUAUAGUAUAGAUAAAAACCCAUUAGAAGCGUUAAAAUAUAGUGAAAAAGCAUUAGAAACUGCUCUAAAAUGCUUAUCUACAGAUCACCCAUUAGUUGAUAAAUGUAUGAAACUUGUUGGUAAAUUGAGAAAAGAACAAGAAGAGCAGGCAGCAACAGCAGCAGCUCGGUUAAAAAGUAAUCCUAUAUGCCCUAUUUUGUAA